Molecule: messenger RNA, 523 nt
Organism: Sebastes umbrosus (honeycomb rockfish)
Lineage: Eukaryota; Metazoa; Chordata; Actinopteri; Perciformes; Sebastidae
Gene: polr2l
Product: RNA polymerase II, I and III subunit L
Exons: 3
Coding region: 153-356 (67 amino acids)
Biological process (GO): transcription by RNA polymerase I; tRNA transcription by RNA polymerase III; transcription by RNA polymerase II
Cellular component (GO): RNA polymerase III complex; RNA polymerase II, core complex; RNA polymerase I complex
Molecular function (GO): DNA binding; zinc ion binding; DNA-directed RNA polymerase activity
Source: RefSeq, a predicted model, not a curated record
UUAUUUUGAAGGAUCCAGAGCGGAAGUGUCACUGCGGCUGUGGAGAAGAAGAAGAAGGAGCUAACGUUAGCAUCACUCUCUCUCAGCUAGUUUCUCUCAGAGUAACAACAUUUAAGCUCUAGGUAAACUAGAGAAGUAAACGGUGUCUGACAAUGAUCAUCCCUGUCAGGUGCUUCACGUGUGGGAAGAUCGUGGGUAACAAGUGGGAGGCAUACCUCGGCCUACUACAAGCAGAGUACACUGAGGGUGAUGCCCUUGAUGCCCUGGGCCUGAAGAGAUACUGCUGUCGGCGGAUGCUCCUUUCUCAUGUGGAUCUUAUUGAGAAAUUGUUGAAUUAUGCUCCACUGGAGAAGUGAUUGUGACCGGCAUGGACUUUGUGGACAUUCAAUCUGUCCAUGCCACAGCCCUGUUAUUAUAUUGAUGUGACAACAAAUGGCAACUAGAGUGGAUACGUUUGGAACAUUAAUUUGUGCACCUAUUUGAUAAUGCCUUUUUUCUAAAUAAAGCUGUAAAAUGACAGUUA